Messenger RNA from Hyposmocoma kahamanoa, 613 nucleotides. RefSeq lists its product as uncharacterized. Bases 1 to 519 code for a protein of 172 amino acids. The transcript is spliced from 4 exons. NCBI's taxonomy places the organism in Eukaryota, Metazoa, Arthropoda, Insecta, Lepidoptera, Cosmopterigidae. The record is from RefSeq and is a predicted model, not a curated record.
AUGAAAACUGUUUUGAUUUAUAUUUGCUUUGCUGCUACACUAGCCAUAGCUAAGUGCAACUACUACACUAUAGAGAAUCCUACGAUAUCGUACUACAACCCUAAAUACAUGAAGGACCCCGUGUAUACAGUCACAAAGAAUGCUGAUGACGAAACUUACACUAUCCAUAUGGAAGGCGAAAAUUUGAUAAAAUUUGACGAUAAAAUAACUUUGACUCUGACACUGCUUACAAAAGUCGACGACCAAUACCAACCGACGGGAUUAUCAAAGACAUUCAAGCUAUGCAAAUUUUUUGAAGAUCCUUUUGGAAAACUCCUUUUACAACAAUUACCUUCUAUGAAAUGUCCUUUUCCGGCUCAAAAACAUACCUUCACGUUCAAGUCAUUGGCGCUCAACCAGAUUCCGUUCGCAAAAAAUCUAGAUUCUUCGUGGAAGACCGGCGUAAGAAUCGAAAUGCGCAUGGAUACGGACUCCAAAGAAUCAAUUAUUAAAAGUUCUUCUGAUAUCAAACUUAAGUAAAAUAAUAAAAUUAGCACUUUUGUUAAUUGCAGUUAGGAUUGCAACUCACUUUUCAACACGCUUCAGCACUGCGUUACGGCGCAUCGGGUUUGUU